Messenger RNA from Priapulus caudatus, 498 nucleotides. Its product is annotated as synapsin-like. NCBI's taxonomy places the organism in Eukaryota, Metazoa, Priapulida, Priapulimorpha, Priapulimorphida, Priapulidae. The transcript has 5 exons. The annotation marks the transcript as partial. Gene Ontology annotation, molecular function: ATP binding. The record is from RefSeq and is a predicted model, not a curated record.
CUUAUCACGCCAAAGUUUCCCGUAGUGGUAAAGAUAGGAAGUGCUCACUCCGGCAUGGGAAAGGUGAAUGACUCAGCUGUUAACUUGCUCGGGGAGAGUCAGGAGGAAGACAGACGACUGAUCGCGGACCUUGUCGUUCAACGCAUGGCCAUCGUCUGCAAACCAACCGCCAUCAUCAGUAAGUCGACCAGCGUUGGCACCGUGCACGGACACUCUACUAACGGAGGGGCGGAUGUGAUGAGGCAGCAGCAGCAGCAGCAGCAGCAACAACAACAACAGCAGCAGCAGCAGCAGCAACCUGGCAAGGGCAUGCAGGACGGCGGACCCGAGAGACCGAUCGGAGGCGACGUGACGCACCGGACGGGUCCCGGCCCUGCGCCCGCCCAACCCGACCGACCGACCCCACCACGCCCCGACCCCCAUCAGGACAAGCCGGACACGGAAGACACGAUGAGCAACCUCCGCAAGACCUUCGCCGGAAUCUUCGGCGACAUGUAG